AUGAAAUUGUUGUGGAGUAUUCAACUUGUGCUGUCUCUCAGUGUAUCAGGAGGAUUUUUUUUCAUUAAAUCCAUUGCUGCUAAUUCGGAUUACGGAGAUGAAGGAACAACCCUUCUUCUACCCAAAUCUAAUUCAAAAGUGGACGAAUAUUUGAGAGAUUCGGAAGAAUUUCGACACAAACCACCCCUAAUUAAACCCCCAUUCAUUGAUAACACAAACAUAAGUUUCCCAUCCAUCCCGAGUAUCCCGAGUUUCCCAAGCAUCCCAAGUUUUCCAAGUAAUCCGAGUAUCCCGAGUAGUCCAAGCAUCCCAAGCAUUCCAAAGUGUCCGAGAAAUGAGGAAUAUCAAACAUGCGGACCAAUUUGUGAAGAUGAAUGCACAAAGAGGUGCACAGGUGAGAGCGGAGGAUGCAAGAAGGGGUGCUUCUGCAAAAAUGGAUAUGUACGACAUACAUUAGGACGGUGCGUUACACUCGCAGCUUGUCCAAAACCAAUUUGCCCACGUUACGAGGAAUGGAAAGAAUGCUCAACAGCCCCACAUUGUGAUCUAAAGUGUGGAAACUACGCUGGAACUUGCGAGGAGAAGGCCGAAUGUCCUGGUUGUUUUUGCCGCAAAGGAUACUACCGACAUCCCGUAACAAAUGCCUGCACCUACUUCCAUCAGUGCCCUCCAGAAGUUCCCCAAUGCCCUGAAGGAGAACAAUACAGCGCCUGUGGAUUCGCCAGCAGUGAACAGUGUCAAGUAAUUGAUAAAACCAUAUUCAAGGAGAACUGCAAACCUGGAUGCUACUGCAGCAAUGGUAAUGUUCGUAUUGACGGGAAAUGCCUUCCAAGGGAUCAAUGUCCUCGAAUUUGUCCGAAUAACGAAGAGUACACAACAUGUGGAAAUGUCUGCCGGGAGUACUGUUCAACGGAAAAUAAGGAAUGCAACAACCUCUGCUUCUCUGGAUGUUUCUGCAUAGCUGGGUACAAAAGAGUUGCCGGUGUAUGUAUUCCAGAUUCGCAAUGUCCCCUCCCCAAGUGCGCAGGACCCAAUGAAGCAUACACUGAUUGUGGAAAACCAUGCAAUGAAGAUUGUUCGAAAUCAACCAAAGAUUGCUUGUACGAUGUCUGCUUGCCAGGAUGUUUCUGCAAACCAGGCUUCAAGAGGAUUGAUAAUGGAAUAUGCGUUGCACAGGAAGACUGCAUAUCGCAUGAAUGUUCAGGGCAAAAUGAAGUCUUUUCAAUAUGCGGAAACAAUUGUAAUGAAGAUUGUAGUAAAACAACUCAAGACUGUCGUCAACAAAGUUGCAGUCAGGGAUGUUUCUGCGCAGCAGGUUUCAAAAGAAUUGAUGGAGAAUGUCUCUCGCAGACAGAAUGCACACAGACUCAAUGUUCUGGACAGAAUGAAGUAUAUUCAACAUGCGGUAAAACCUGCAACGAGGACUGCAACAAAACCAGACAAGACUGUCGUCAAGAAAGUUGUUCUCAGGGAUGUUUCUGUGUAACAGGCUUCAAACGAAUUGACGGAGAAUGCGUUCAUCAAAGUGAAUGUACACAGACUCAAUGUUCUGGCCAGAAUGAAGUUUUUACGUCCUGCGGUAAAACCUGCAACGAGGACUGCAACAAAACCAGACAGGAUUGUCGUCAAGAAAGUUGCAGUCAAGGAUGUUUUUGUGCAUCCGGAUUCAAGAGAAUUGACGGAGAAUGCGUUUCUCAAAGUGAAUGUCCACCACCUGAGUGUUCAGGACAAAAUGAAAUCUAUACGUUGUGUGGGAAAUCCUGCAACGAGGAUUGUAAUAAAACAAGACAGGAUUGUCGCCAAGAGAGCUGUAGUCAAGGAUGUUUCUGCGUUGCAGGAUAUAAAAGAAUUGAUGGAGAAUGUGUUCAUCAAAGUGAAUGUACACAGACUCAAUGUUCUGGCCAGAAUGAAAUUUAUACAUCCUGCGGUAAAGCCUGCAACGAAGAUUGUAAUAAAACUAGACAAGAUUGUCGCCUUGAAACCUGUGCUCAGGGAUGUUUUUGCACAUCAGGAUUCAAACGAAUUGAUGGAGAGUGUGUCUCACAGUCAGAAUGUCCUCCACCUGAGUGUUCAGGCCAGAAUGAAGUAUAUACAACUUGUGGUAAAACCUGCAACGAAGACUGCAAUAAAACCAGACAAGACUGUCGUCAAGAAAGCUGCUCUUCAGGAUGUUUCUGUGCAUCCGGAUUCAAGAGAAUUGACGGAGAAUGCGUUUCUCAAAGUGAAUGUCCACCACCUGAGUGUUCAGGACAAAAUGAAAUCUAUACAACAUGCGGUAAAGCCUGCAACGAAGACUGCAACAAAACCAGACAAGACUGUCGUCAGGAGACUUGUUCACAAGGAUGUUUCUGUGCAACAGGCUUCAAACGAAUUGACGGAGAUUGUGUUUCCCAAAGUGAAUGUACACAGACUCAGUGUUCUGGCCAGAAUGAAGUCUAUACAACAUGUGGUAAAGUCUGUAACGAAGACUGCAACAAAACUAGACAAGACUGUCGUCAGGAGACUUGUUCACAAGGAUGUUUCUGUGCAACAGGCUUCAAACGAAUUGACGGAGAUUGUGUUUCCCAAAGUGAAUGUACACAGACUCAGUGUUCUGGCCAGAAUGAAGUCUAUACAACAUGCGGUAAAGUCUGUAACGAAGACUGCAACAAAACUAGACAAGACUGUCGUCAGGAGACUUGUUCACAAGGAUGUUUCUGUGCAACAGGCUUCAAAAGAAUUGAUGGAGAAUGUGUUCAUCAAAGUGAAUGUCCACCACCUGAGUGUUCUGGCCAGAAUGAAGUUUAUACAACAUGCGGUAAAGCCUGCAACGAAGACUGCAACAAAACCAGACAAGACUGUCGUCAAGAAAGCUGCUCUUUAGGAUGUUUCUGCGCUGCAGGAUAUAAAAGAAUUGACGGUGAAUGCCUCUCACAAUCAGAAUGUCCACCACCUGAGUGUUUAGGGCAGAAUGAAGUCUACACAACCUGCGGUAAAGCCUGCAAUGAGGACUGCAACAAAACUAGACAAGACUGUCACCAAGAAAACUGUAGUCAAGGCUGUUUCUGCGCUGCAGGAUAUAAAAGAAUUGAUGGAGAAUGUGUUCAUCAAAGUGAAUGUACACAGACUCAAUGUUCUGGCCAGAAUGAAAUUUAUACGUCCUGCGGUAAAUCCUGCAACGAGGACUGUAAUAAAACUAGACAAGACUGUCGCCUUGAAACCUGUUCUCCAGGAUGUUAUUGCGCAACAGGCUUCAAACGAAUUGACGGGGAAUGUGUUCAUCAAAACAAAUGCACACAAACGCAAUGCUCAGGUCAAAAUGAAGUUUACACUGUAUGUGGAAAGAAAUGCAAUGAAGACUGCACAAUUGAUCCACUUACAUGCUCCAACUACAACUGUUACCCCGGAUGCUACUGCAUUGAUGGCUACAAACGAAUUGACGGUGUGUGCACUCGAGAUAAUUGCGAAACACCAUCUUGUGGAUCAAAUGAAACUUACUUAAAUUGUGGACGACGAUGUGAGGAGCUUUGCAGUGGUGCAACGGCUCAAUGCUACCAAGAAGCAUGUACUUCAGAUUGCUUCUGUGCCACCGGAUACAAACGCAUCAAUGGAACUUGUGUUCCGGAAAAUCUCUGCAACUGUCCGGAAAAUGAACGACUCAUACUGAGCAGUGAAUGUAUUGAAGAGUGCUUCAAAACUCCUGCAAACUGCACAACAGCCACGAAAUCUCUCCGGUGUACGUGCAUUCCUGGUUAUAAAAGAAUUGACGGAGUUUGCGUUAGCAGUAGCCUUUGCCAGUGUCCCCUGAAUGAAGAAUACAGCUUUGGUAAUUCAUGUCAGGAAUUGUGUGAAAGCAGCCCAGAGGAUUGUCAAACGAAAGCUUGCUACAGGGGUUGCUUUUGCAAGAAGGACUACCGUCGAAUUGGCGGUCAAUGCGUUAGAGAUAGUUACUGCUCAUGCGGUAGCAAUGAGGAGUUCACCUAUGGGAAUGAUUGCUAUGAAGAUUGCUUUGAAGAUGAUGCAUUUUGUCGUUCUCUGGGAACAUACAAAAGAUGUUCCUGCAUUGAAGGGUACAAGAGAAUAUUUGGUUUCUGUGUUCCAGACACGGAAUGUCGAUGCCCAUUCAAUGAAGAAAUAGCCUAUACUAAUGAAUGCUACGAACACUGUGGAACAGAUCCGAAAAUCUGUGCAGAACAGAAUACUACAAGAAGGUGUGCAUGUGUCGAUGGGUAUGUUCGAAUAAAUGGAAUUUGUGUUCCAGACAGUCAAUGUCCAUGCUCUACAAAUGAGGAGUAUGUGAUUGGGAAUCAGUGUGAAGAAGACUGCAGUGCUACUCCGGAUGUAUGCAAGGAUACUGAAUCCUACAGGCGAUGCACCUGUUUGGAGGGAUACAAGAGGAUCAAUGGCGUUUGCACUCAACAAUCCAAUUGCACAUGUGGUGAGAAUGAAGCCUACAAAUACGGUAAUCCCUGCAGUGAAUCCUGCGAUGGAUCCCCUUCUCUCUGCGAAUUACUUCAGUUCUAUCAAGGAUGCUUCUGUCAGGAUGGUUACAAGAGAAUCAACGGCUCAUGCGUUGAGUACACAAAUUGUCAAUGUGAGGAAAAUGAACAUUUCACCUAUGGGAAUGACUGCGAAGAAUCAUGCAAUGAUACAUCAGCCUGUGUAGGAAGCCUGGAAUAUCUGAGAUGCACCUGCCUGCCGUUCUAUAAGAGAAUCAACGGAGUCUGUGUGCCUGAAUCAAAUUGUAUUUGUGGAGAGAAUGAAAUUCAUUUGUCGUCUAAUGACUGCUUUGAUACUUGCGGAACAGAUCCGUAUGAUUGCGCAAAAUUGAACCGAUCCAGCCGAUGUGCCUGUGCUGAUGGAUACAGGCGUGUUGACGGCAGAUGUGUUCCCUACAGCGAUUGUCCAUGUCCUGAGAAUGAAAUCAAUGCUGUAACCAAUGAUUGUUUUGAAGAAUGCGGAACAGUUCCCAUUGAUUGCGCUCAGAUGCACACCUAUCCCAGAUGUACCUGUAUUCCUGCCUACGUCAGGGUUAAUGGUACCUGUUUGCCUGAUUCUACCUGCCCAUGCGGUGAGAAUGAAGAGUACAAGUCCUCAAGUGAGUGCAUUGAGGCAUGUGGAGAAGAUGAAGACAGUUGCAAGGAAGCCGUUGAGUGGAGACGAUGCACCUGUAUUGAUCAGUAUAAACGUAUUGAUGGAGUCUGCGUCCCAGACACUGAUUGCCAAUGCCCACCAAAUGAGCAUAUGGACAGCCGAAACGAUACAUGUGAAGUAUGUGGAGCAAAUCCACUUGAAUGCGAACUUUUGCCCGUUGUAAGAAAGUGUUUCUGUGACAUUGGUUACGUUAGAAUUGAUGGAGUUUGCGUCAAGGGCGAUGUCUGUGUUUGUCCAGAAAAUGAGACUUAUGCCUACACUAACGACUGUCGUGAAGACUGCACAAAAACCAACGAUGAAUGCGACAAUCAGUUCACCUACCCCCACUGUGGUUGCAUUGAAGGCUUCAAGAGAAUUGACGGAGUUUGCGUUCCAGCUGCAAACUGUUCAUGUCCUGAAAACUCCACCUACGGCAUUGGGAAUGAUUGCUACGAAACCUGCGGUACGAAUCCCAGUGAAUGUGCUAAGCUGCCAACAGAGGAACGCUGUGUCUGCAAUGACGGCUACGUUCGGAUUAAUGGAAGCUGUGUGCCUGAUUUUGAUUGCCCCUGUGGCGAUAAUGAGGAGUACACCUUUGGGAAUGAAUGCAUUGAAGACUGCACGCUGUUUGAUUGUCGCAACGAAGACUCCUACAAGCGGUGCACAUGCCUGCAUGACUACAAGAGAAUUAAUGGAACGUGCGUAGCAGACGUGAACUGCCCAUGCGGUACGAAUGAAGUCUACCGAUACGGCAGUCAUUGCUGGGAAGAUUGUCGGAGUACGGCAGAUGAAUGCCUGAACUCUGAAUGCCACAAGGGAUGCUACUGUGCGGAGGGAUUUAAGCGUUUCGGAGACGCAUGCCUGCCCGAAGAAGCCUGCUCGUGUGGAACGAACGAAGAGUAUCGAUGUGAUUGGGAUUGCAAUGAAAACUGCGCCAGAUUGAACUUAACCUGCCUACUGGAACCCUGCAAAACUGGAUGCUACUGCCAGGAAAAUUGCCGCAGAAUUGAUGGAGCCUGCGUACUACAGGAUCAAUGUCGCUGCACGAGUACCCUAGAAGAGUUCAGGCUUGGCAAUAGAUGCCUCGAGGAUUGCACACGAACUGCAUUGGAUUGCGCCAAUGAAACCAACUUCUUGGGAUGUUUCUGCAGAAAUCUCAAUCAUCGACGAAUUAAUGGAGUUUGUCGUCAUGUCAGUGGGUGUAGAGUUCUAACUGAUAGAUCCUUGAGUUCAUUUGAUUUCUAGAAAUUCUCAUUCCUAAUUCAUCUUUUUAGAUGAAUUUUUAUUGAUAUUUUGUCAUUUGCAUCAGCAGAACCUUAUUUCUUUAAUAUUUUAUACACGAUAAGUGUUGAUGUAAGCGACGAUUACAAAUUCAUUGUAUACGAAUAUUAAAAUAAUUUGUAGUUUUUACGGUUAAGGGUUGCUUAACAAAUUAAUUAAAAUCCAAUGAAAUGUAUACGAAAAAAUUGUUAGAAUUUAAUUUUUAAUUCUGUAAGAGCUUAAAAGAGGAAUAAAGUAUGAAAAACUUUGCAAAA
Lutzomyia longipalpis is the source of this 6647-nucleotide messenger RNA. RefSeq names its product zonadhesin-like. NCBI's taxonomy places the organism in Eukaryota, Metazoa, Arthropoda, Insecta, Diptera, Psychodidae. The record is from RefSeq and is a predicted model, not a curated record. The transcript is spliced from 3 exons. Bases 1 to 6357 code for a protein of 2118 amino acids.